AUGGUGAAAUUUGGUAUAGUUGACAGUCCUCAUUGGCGAUCCGAUAUGGACAUUAAAUUCAUAUGGACUGGUAGCGAUGCUAAAGCUCUAGUGUACUAUAUAACUGAUUACAUCACAAAAGCAAGUCUUGCUUUCUAUGGUAUGUUUGCACUUGCACAACAAGGAAUCAGAUUCAUUGAGCAGCAACAAGCAACAUGUGGGACUGAAAGUGCUAUUGAAAAAACGCGCAAAUUCGUGUUACGUUGUGCUACAAUACGAUUGCUUCACAUCAAGAAGUUUCUGGUGUUCAAGUGGCAUCGUAUCUAA
Messenger RNA from Rotaria socialis, 306 nucleotides. Lineage: Eukaryota; Metazoa; Rotifera; Eurotatoria; Philodinida; Philodinidae. The record is from the annotation of a GenBank genome assembly.